AUGUAUGAAGAGAAACACGGUCUCCUUUAUGCGCUCAACACGUUCUCCUUCACAGAUGAGGAGUCGAUGCGCCUCUGGAUCUCCUGUCGCUCACAGAAUCAACGCCGGCAAAUUCGCAGCUUCAAGAUCGCUCGCUCCAUGGCAGGCUACCACAAAUCGCCUCACAAAAUCCGACUCGCCACAGUGUUCCCGCAGCUUCAAACCAUCCACAUCGACCUCUGGCAUGUCGUGAACAUGGACAUGGACGACCUGGACGGCUCGAGUCAAGAGGACAUUUCGUGCAUGGUGGCUUCGGAAAAGUCGCUGAUACAAAAGAACGAAGACGAGAGCGUGAAGAUUGUUGGAGACUGGCUACAAGCUGCAUAA
Molecule: messenger RNA, 366 nt
Organism: Macroventuria anomochaeta
Lineage: Eukaryota; Fungi; Ascomycota; Dothideomycetes; Pleosporales; Didymellaceae
Exons: 1
Coding region: 1-366 (121 amino acids)
Source: RefSeq, a predicted model, not a curated record